ACUGUCGCAUAGGCCUUGAAAUUAAUGUCUAUUUUUUGUUGUUAGAAAAAUCUGGAUAAACAUUAUGAAAAGUUUUCAUUACAAAAACAUCUCUCAUUCAAAUUGAAACCCUUCCAAAAUUUCUAAAAAUUCUAAAAGGUUCCAAAAAUAAAUCAAAGUUCGAACGAAAGAUUUAUUACAAUUCUUCAUAUUUCGCGGAUAGUUUGGGCCGAUCGCAACUAAAUCGUAUCAGUUCUAUUCGUGCACACAACUACCGCGAUAUAAGAAAAAGACGUGACCGCCCGGCGUUUAACGGGCGGCGAUCAACAAUUCAAUUUGGUUUCUCCCGCAAGGCCGUGUGUUAUUUUUUUUUCGCUUUGUGUUUUCUGUUUUCAAAAGUCGAAACACCUUUUUUUUGCAAUUUUAUUCAAUUUGUGUGCGUGUCGUGUCGUGUCGUGUCGUUCGUGACUAUCAAAUUCAAGCUAAAUACGUGAAAGCCAAUAUGAAAAAAUUCGUUGCUCACAACAUAUCACGGGAGCCGUAUCGGGGCUACAAUUCGGAGAUGUAUUCGACUAAUCGGAUCAACAACAACAGCAACAACACCUCGGGUCAACGUGGCGAAAUGGCGGAAGGCAAUGGCGAAUUAUUAGAUGACAUUAACCAGAAAGCCGAUGACCGUGGCGAUGGCGAACGUACAGAGGAUUAUCCCAAGCUGCUGGAAUACGGUCUGGACAAGAAGGUCGCCGGCAAACUGGAUGAAAUCUACAAAACCGGUAAACUGGCUCACGCCGAGUUGGAUGAGCGUGCGCUGGACGCGCUCAAGGAGUUUCCCGUCGAUGGUGCCUUGAAUGUGCUUAGUCAGUUCCUCGAGUCAAAUCUGGAGCAUGUGUCAAAUAAGUCUGCCUACCUGUGCGGGGUCAUGAAGACCUAUCGCCAGAAGAGUCGCGCCAGCCAGCAGGGUGUACCAGCGACCGCCAGCACCAUACAGGUGAAGGGCCCCGACGAAGACAAGAUCAAAAAGAUACUCGAGCGCACCGGCUACACAUUGGAUGUGACUACAGGACAACGCAAAUAUGGCGGGCCGCCACCAAAUUGGGAGGGCAAUGUGCCUGGCAACGGUUGCGAGGUCUUCUGUGGCAAAAUACCCAAGGAUAUGUUCGAGGAUGAGCUAAUACCGCUAUUCGAGAACUGUGGCGUCAUUUGGGACCUACGGCUCAUGAUGGACCCGAUGACGGGCACAAAUCGUGGUUACGCAUUUGUCACAUUCACAAACCGCGAGGCGGCCAUCAAUGCUGUGCGACAGCUCGAUAAUCACGAAAUAAAACCCGGCAAGUGUCUGAAAAUAAAUAUAAGCGUACCGAAUCUACGCCUUUUCGUAGGCAAUAUACCCAAGUCAAAAGGCAAAGAUGAAAUUUUAGAGGAAUUUGGUAAACUUACAGCUGGCCUCUACGAGGUAAUCAUCUAUAGUUCUCCCGAUGACAAGAAGAAGAAUCGCGGCUUCUGCUUUCUCGAAUACGAUUCACAUAAGGCGGCUUCUUUGGCCAAACGGAGACUUGGCACUGGUAGAAUUAAGGUUUGGGGAUGUGAUAUUAUAGUCGACUGGGCCGAUCCACAGGAAGAGCCGGAUGAACAAACAAUGUCCAAGGUUAAAGUGCUUUAUGUGCGAAAUCUAACGCAAGACGUUACAGAGGAUAAACUGAAGGAACAAUUUGAGCAAUAUGGCAAAGUGGAACGCGUUAAGAAGAUUAAAGACUAUGCCUUUAUACACUUUGAGGAUCGUGAUAGCGCCGUCGAAGCUAUGCGUGGCCUUAAUGGCAAGGAGGUCGGCGCCUCAAAUAUUGAGGUCUCACUUGCCAAACCGCCAUCGGACAAAAAGAAAAAGGAAGAAAUUCUGCGCGCACGCGAACGACGCAUGAUGCAAAUGAUGCAAGGGCGUCCCGGAAUCGGAUUUGAAACAUUGUCUCCAUACAGAAACCUGUCGCCGACACAUCCCAGCAUGAUGUCCAUAACGCCCAUGCGAAUCCCAGGGGCGCGUAUGCCGCUGCGCACGCCGAUGCCCCGCGAAUACGACUACGAUUAUGAUUAUUUCGGCUAUCCGGAUUUUCGCGGCCCCGGCCCGGCAAAUUUUGGGGCUGAUUCGUAUUACGAUGACAUCUAUCGCGCCUAUGAGGGCGAUUACAAUUAUUAUGAUUUUGCAAACAAUGGCGUCGUCUCAGGCAGUGGCAACAACAGCAACGCCGUUGCCCCGGUUGCCAUCGGCAGUGGAGGGGCCGCCCUCAACUCGCCGCAGCAACAGCGUCCGUCAAGAACCCAAGCAACUUACAGUAAUACCACAGUGGUCAUGGGGGCUGGUCGUGGGCAUGGAAUCACAGUCCCGCGUGGCCGAGCCGUUGGCCAACGUGGCAGCAUCAGUCGUCUGGUGGCCCAACCAGCGCCACAGGCGGCAACAGCGGCGGUGGCGGCGGCGGCGGCGGUGGGACAGGCGGCGGCGGCUCAUCGGGGGGCGGCCACCGUUCAGGGGGCGCAAGCAGCAACCGGGGGGGUGGUCCGUGGGGUGGCACCAAUGCGUCCCAGCGCUCCUGGCACCCAGCACGUCAAGCCGCUACAAAAUUUACCAGUAGUCGGUAAACGUAAGUUCGAUGGAGGUCACCAAAAUCCGGCAGAUGUUAAGCGACGUUACCAGAGCGGUUUAAUAGGAAAUGGCGGCAGUUGGAGCAGUUUACCGCUACCACAGCAACCCUUAGGCACAAAUGGUGAUCAGUGGUAUAUGGAUACGUUUUCGGCAUGGAGUUAAAAAAAAAAAAACAAAAACAAAAACAAAUAAAAGCAAAACAACCACAACCUAACAAGAACAACAACCUACACACACUUGGAAUUUAGAAGGCACGCCAAACAAGCAAACAAGCAACCAACAACCAACAACAACAGCCAACAAUACACUUCGUAUCUUUUCAACUCUUAAAGCAAUACAAAUCCCAUAUUAUAAAAAUCAACAACAAAAAUUGAGCCUUAAGCCGUGAAAAAGUUUUCGUUGUUUCUUUUUUCAACUGCUUUGCACAACCUUCUCUCUCUCUCUCUCUCUCUCAAUAAGCAAAUAAUGAAUAAUAAUAAUAUUUAUAUAGCAUAUAUAUAAUAAACUUGCCGCAGCAUUUUAGCAAAACAAAAAAAAAAAACAAAACAAAAUUAUAUAUGUAAUUUUCAGUUCCAAUUCACGCAUAUAAAGAAAAAACUAUAAUAUAACGAUUAGAGCAUUUUAAAAUUGUAAAAGAAAAAGUCCCCUUUUAAAAUUCGAGAACUACGUACGUUUUUAACUUGAAAUCUAAAACAAUAAUUGAGCAUAAAUAGCAGGAAGAAAAGAGUAAAAAUAUAAAAAAAUACUACAUAUAUAUAACUCGAUUUAUGUAUAUGGUGGCAGUUAGGCUCAGAUAUAUAUAUAUAUUGAUUUUAAAACUUAAGCAACUUUUUUAUAACCAAAAUCGAUAAACAAAAAUAAUUAAAUAACAUUUUAAUACUAUUUGUAUAAAAAUGAGUCAAAAUGGAGAAAUUCUAAAAACAACAGCAAAAAAAAAAAAACAAAUUAAAACAAUAUUUCCUUCAAUUGUAAAUAUAUAUGAGAAAAAAUUAAUUUAAAAUGCAAGAAAAUUAAUCAAAUUGAUAAAGAAAAAAGAAAUUAAUUCAGAAGCAAAGCUUAAAAAAGAAACAUUGACUGAAAUAUUAAAAAAAAAAAGAUCAAAACAAAAUAUAAAAUAUAGUAACAACAACAAAUUAUUAACUAGAGUUUGGAGAUUGAGAAGAGUUAAGAAAACUAAAAAUUAUUGAGCGACAGGCCUAUUGGCAUUAUUAUAUAAUGUCUGGCGCUGUACAAGUUGGCAAAGACUUUCCGAUUAAAUUAGGUAAACUUGAAAUCAAUUAAAAAGAAAAACAACACCAACAAAAAUGUAGAGUUAAGAAAUGCACAAAAAAUAAAAAAUAAAUCCAUGCAGUUAAUGAAAAAAGCUAAAGAUACAAAAAUCGAGAAGCAACGAAUUAGUAAGACACAAAUCAACAACAACAAAACACACACAUCACAAGCAGCAGUCUAAAAAAUACAAUUAAAUAAGAAACUAUAAAUUUUACAAGCGAUAAUAUUAUAGGGAAUUUAAUAACUAAAAGAAAAACAAAAAAAUAUAAACAACCAAUAUUUAUACGAAAAUCUAAACAAAUUGCAAAAAAUCAAUUAGCCAACGCCCUCAAAAAAAAAAAAAAAAAAAAAAAAACAUUUAACUAACUAUAAAAAGAAAUAACAAUAACUACCAUAAUUAAACAAAUUUCCAAAAAUUAUCAAAAUACAAACACAAUUUUCCUUCGUAUCCCUACUUAGUUUUUUCUACUUAGAGUGCUGAUAAAAACAAACAGCUUCAUAGCAAAUCGAAACUAGAAACUCUAUAAUACGUAUAUAAGCAUUAUUUAACUGUAACUCCAUGCCUAUACAACAACAACAACCAAAACACACACAUAGAAAAAAGAAUCGUGGCUAACUUUUGUUAAGGAAAUUUUCAAAAUUAUUUUCUGUUUUUGUUUCUUUUUGCUAGAUCUCAAGUAAAGCAAAAAGUUAAGUUAUAACAA
Messenger RNA from Drosophila grimshawi, 4584 nucleotides. It is a transcript of the gene Syp, whose product is annotated as heterogeneous nuclear ribonucleoprotein R. Lineage: Eukaryota; Metazoa; Arthropoda; Insecta; Diptera; Drosophilidae. Bases 482 to 2773 code for a protein of 763 amino acids. The transcript has 14 exons. The record is from RefSeq and is a predicted model, not a curated record. Gene Ontology annotation, cellular component: nucleus; ribonucleoprotein complex. Gene Ontology annotation, molecular function: mRNA binding.